AUGCCUUCGUCCGCAUUCAAUGGCAGUACCGGCAGUCACACCCUCAUGUGGCCCCCCGGCACAUCGUGCCUUGCCGAUAUCUCGCCGUCUACGGGGGAUGCCAUCAUCAACCUGCAACCACGACCCUCCGACGACCCCAACGAUCCCCUCAAUUGGACCCCGGGGCGCAAGUACUGGAACAUGGGACUUGUCUGUUUCUACGUGGCGAUGGUCGCAGAAUUCAUCAACGCCAGUACGCCCACCUGGGGCCCCAUGGAGUCCCAGCUCGGGUUCAGCGAUGAGAUCAUGAAUGACAGCUAUGCGGCUGGGUGUGCAGGGUUGGCCGUUGGCUCCCUCGUCUUGAUCCCGUUUGCGCUCAAGUUCGGCCGUCGACCCUUGUAUCUCUUCAGCACGGUGGUUCAGUUCGGGAUCUGCAUCUGGUCGGCCAAGAUCCAGACGGUGGGGGACCUCAUGGCCGUCAACGUGAUCCAGUGCUUCUUCGCGAGUCUGGCCGAGGCCAUCGUGCAGAUGACCAUCGCGGAUCUGUUCUUUGUGCACCAACGGGGCAGGAUGAAUGCGCUGUAUGUCUGGACGUGGCUGCUCUCCACCUACCUCGGCAUUCUCGUGGCUGGGUUCGUCGCUGAUGGUCUGGGGUGGCGAUGGAUCUGGUGGCUGAAUGCUAUUAUUUGCGGGGUGACGAUAUUUGUUGUCGCGUUUGGGUAUGAAGAGACCAAGUUCUGCCCCCGGCCAGUUGAGUCCGCCAUGACGAAUCUGCACCCGGUCCUCUCGGAUGAGAACACAUCGGGUGCAAUGAAAUUUCGCAACCACGACACGGGAGAGGACGGGGCAAAGAAUCUCAACGAUAAAUCAGCCACGCAAAGAAGCCAGAGCGACGCGGAGAAAAGUGCUCGCGAACUAGGCUCAGUGGAAGCCGCAGAAGACAGCCGGCGCGAGACCACCCCACGGCCCGCUCUCAACCCUAACAUCCCCAUGAAGACAUACUGGCAACGACUUGCCCUGAUCACCCCAACGACCUCCUCUGGCGCCGCGCAUGACACUUUCUUCCAACACAUGUUUCAACCGCUCUGUACGGGAUCUUGGUGGCCCUGGGCGAUGUCAUGUCGACCACGAUGUCCACCUACCUACCCCAGGCGCCCUACAACUUCUCCACCUACGAGUCUGCCGCGGAUGAUCGGCGUCACGAUCGGGGCCAUCAUCGUCGGCCCGCUGAGCGACUGGUGGAUUGUCUAUCUCGCUCGCCGCCGGCACGGCAUCUUCCAACCCGAGACGCGGCUGUGGUGCAUGAUCCCCUUCCUCCCCUUCGUCGUGGUCGGGGCCGUCCUCUUCGCCAUCGGGCUCAGUGACCACCGACCGUGGCCGGUGAUUGCCGUGGGACUGGCCUUGUACAACAUCGGCGUCACCCCGAUCAACACUCUCACCAUCACCUACCUGACCGAUUCGUAUAGAGAGAUCAUCGGCGACGCCCUGGUGGGCGUAACCCUCACGCGCAACACGUUCAGCACGGUGUUCAUCUUCGCGCUCUCGCCGUGGGUCGCGAGAGUGGGGCUCAAGGAUACGUUCGUGACAAUCCUAGUCCUCGCCGUCGCGAUCCUGUUGGCCUUCGUGGUGUUUCUUCGGUAUGGCAAAUCGCUUCGGGGCUUUUCGGCUUCGCGCUAUCUCUAUUAUGCCGCUCGGCAGUACAAGGAGAGAUCGGGUUAA
Messenger RNA from Aspergillus japonicus CBS 114.51, 1698 nucleotides. RefSeq names its product MFS general substrate transporter. The record is from RefSeq and is a predicted model, not a curated record. Gene Ontology annotation, biological process: transmembrane transport. The transcript is spliced from 4 exons. Lineage: Eukaryota; Fungi; Ascomycota; Eurotiomycetes; Eurotiales; Aspergillaceae. Gene Ontology annotation, molecular function: transmembrane transporter activity. The coding region runs from base 1 to 1698 and encodes 565 amino acids.